Sceloporus undulatus (fence lizard) is the source of this 1781-nucleotide messenger RNA. RefSeq lists its product as uncharacterized. The coding region runs from base 99 to 1670 and encodes 523 amino acids. The record is from RefSeq and is a predicted model, not a curated record. The transcript has 3 exons. Gene Ontology annotation, cellular component: SCF ubiquitin ligase complex. Gene Ontology annotation, biological process: SCF-dependent proteasomal ubiquitin-dependent protein catabolic process. NCBI's taxonomy places the organism in Eukaryota, Metazoa, Chordata, Lepidosauria, Squamata, Phrynosomatidae.
CUUUGGCCAACAGCCAUCUUCUUUUGUCUGCCAUAAAUGAAAGAAAGUUUCCUCUCUGUUUCCAGCACUUCUUGCUUGCCUGUGUCUCCAGAAGCUACAUGCCUAAGAGAAAGAGCAUCCUCUCCCUGGAGAGGCAGUGCAUGGAGAAUGUGGCUAGGAACAUGGAGAGCAUGUGGGUCAAGGAUUACAGGAUCCAUCAACUGGCUGGCUCCCUUAUCCAGAAAUUGCUCCAGUCACUGAGAGAGAAGAAACUCCUCUCCUCCAGCAUGCUGGGUUCCCUCCUAUUGCCAGAAGUGACAGAAGUGAACUUGACUGACUGCCCACAUCUGAUGAAUAGUGACAUUGCCCAAGUCAUUACCAAAUGUUGCAAGAAUCUUACCUCUCUGAUUCUCUGCAAUUGCAACCAGCUUCUUCCAGGUACUCUGGCUGAACUCCUUAAAGGAUUGCCACAUCUCAUAAAGCUGGACCUGUCUAAAACCCAAUGUGAUGCACAUGUAUUGUCAGUUGCUGGCACCUGCCUCCGAAAGCUUUGUCAACUGGACAUCUCUAACUGUCCAGGGCUGUUCUCACAAUCCCUUUUUCAUCUGGCCUACAACCCCAUUAGUCGCUCCUUCGGCGGCCAAGCUUUAGAGACCAUUGUACUUGGUCCACUGAAAUCUAGGAUUGCCCUUAUAAAUCUCAUUCAGGACUUGGCCUUUCUGCUGAUAGCUUUGCCUAAGCUCAAGUUCUUGGUACAUGGUUUUCUCAUAGAGGCUGUGAUUUCAAUCCAUGAGGGGCAGUUUGAGAGAAUCUGGAAGCCUUCUAGGUUUCCUUCUCUGGAGGAAGUGGCACGGCACAGAAUGUCUUCCCACCCAAAUGAGGAGUGGCCCCGACUCACCCUGGCCCUCAAGGAAAUACAUGAUGUGAUGGAUUCCUCUUUGCCUGUGGUCUGUGCUGUGUGCCCACACUUGUCAGAAAUAACCGUGAUGCUCGGUGAGGGUCCUGACAUAGACCAGCAUUUCUCAUCAGCUUGCCAUAUCACCAAACUGACUUUGUACUGCCGGAAAAAGAGGGACAUGAAGGACCUUUUGCCGGUGAUGGAAAGACUCAGACCUCAACUGGAAUCCCUCUCAAUCAAUGGCUUUUGCUUUGAAGAUGGCUCCUCUUUCCAGGCUCUGCUGAAUCACUGUGUGAAUCUCCGGAAUCUGAGCAUUAACUUACGCACUCCAUGUGGCAAGCAACCAAACAUUGAAGGACCAGGUUGGGACUCUGACCUUCUUCCCAGAGAAUUCCCUCGGAUAUCGAACAUUACCCUAGUGCUGUAUGACAUAUGGAAUCCCAUGCCUUCCAGUCACAUCAUUUUCUUGGAACAAUGCCUUGAAUCCUUGUUGAAACAUUCCCCAUGUCUAGAAGACUUGGAGCUAGCUUACUUGCCUUUCUCCUUGGAUGAGGUGUUUCAGAAGGUGCUGGACCCGCCUGGUGCUGCCUUGCUAGCACUCCGCAAGCUCUCCUUGAUUGAAGUCCAAAUGUCCAUUGGCACCAUCCACCAGCUGUUGUCCUCAGAGAAUCAGCUGGAGCAUAUCAGCAUGAACUCAGUUUCAUCCAUAUCUGAACCUAAUUGCCAAGAGCUCCUCCAGAGAGUCUAUGAAGAGGGUCUUGAUCUGAAUAUCCUGUGGACAUUAAAAUCCUGAUGUGGACAUUAAAAUCCUCCACACUUCCUUGGGCCAAAAUUGUUUAAAUGUUUUUUUAAAAAAUUAAAGAUGGUUAUUAGGUUUUCAAUAAAGCUUUUUUAGAUAAUGCCA